AGAGGAUAAUUGUUGGUUUCGGUGUAAUAUCACGUUAUAAUUUCACCGAGUGGGCACCAAAAGUGAUAUUUUCACGAGUGGCGCAGCCACGAGUGAAAAUAACAACUUUUGGUGUUCACGAGUGAAAUUACCGUGAUAUUACAUCGAUACCAACAAUUUUUCUGUUUAUUUUAUGUCUAAAACCCUACUUUUGUUGUGUUUAUUUCAAUAAAAUGUCGAAAUUUGCGGGAAAUUUUAUCAGGAAGCAUCGCAAAGAUGACGUCAUUUUAACGACGUCAUCGUCAUAUUGUUUUCGGCUUUCAGUACGCUCGGUAAACUUUUUGACGUUAAUCCGGGUAUCAGAUUUGAUAAUUUUCACUGAGUGGCCAGUGAAGUUUCGAGAAGCAUUCAGUUUGUUUGAUAAAGAUGGUGACGGUACAAUCACUGCGGAUGAAUUAGGAACGGUGAUGCGGUCGUUGGGACAGAGACCAACUGAAGAAGAACUUAAAAAGAUGAUGGCUGAAAUAGACGUAGACAAGAAUGGAACAAUAGACUUCCAGGAGUUCCUUACUAUGAUGGCAAGCCAAAAAAUAGACAGUGAAGAGGACGCAGAUCUCAAAGAAGCAUUCAGGGUUUUUGACAAACACAAGCACGGGGCAAUUGGUGAAGAUGAUCUAAGAAGCGUUAUGAGUGAUCUUGGAGAAAAACUAACUGACGAAGAGAUUGCAGAAAUGAUUAAAGAAGCUGAUGUUAAUGGUGAUGGACAAAUCAGUUUUGACGAGUUUGUUCAAAUGAUGCAAAAUAACACCAUCUAAAUUUGAGUGUUAUGAAUGAUUGGUACCACAGUGGGGAAUUGAUGUGACAAGAGUAGAGUCAACCGGUGAACAGACGCGUUUUCAUAGUACUAUCAGAUUCAACCAUGUUGAUUGUAUAUAUACGUAUAUACGGAUUUUGUGCUAAAUCAUCUUUCGUGCUGUAGUUGUUUUAAACAGUUUUCAUACUCCUUUCACUAUA
This is a messenger RNA of Mercenaria mercenaria, 993 nucleotides long. RefSeq names its product neo-calmodulin-like. The record is from RefSeq and is a predicted model, not a curated record. The coding region runs from base 213 to 794 and encodes 193 amino acids. NCBI's taxonomy places the organism in Eukaryota, Metazoa, Mollusca, Bivalvia, Venerida, Veneridae. Gene Ontology annotation, molecular function: calcium ion binding; enzyme regulator activity. The transcript is spliced from 5 exons.